AUGUCUCGAACAUCAAUAAGUCCGAGACGAGAAUCAAGAGAAUCAAUAUCAUCUUCAUCGUCUCCACAACCAUAUAAAGAUGAAAAUACAACAGAAACUCCAAUAAUAUCAACAGAAUCACAACAACAUACAGAAAAAUUCAAAGAAGCAGAUGCAGGAGAUGGAACAAAAGCUCAUGAACAACAUUUAACAGGUUUACAAUUAGUGCUAACGAUUUUUUCAGGUAUAAUUUCAUUAUUUUUAGUAGCAUUAGAUCAAACUAUAGUUUCAACAAUUUUAACAACUGUUGGAGAUAAAUUUAAUGCAUUUGAAAAAGUUGGAUGGCUUACUUCCGGGUUUAUGUUACCUAUGGCUUGUUUAGUUCCUUCAUAUGGGAAAAUUUCAAUUGCUUUUGGUAGAAAACAAACUUUAUUAGCUGGAAUUGUAAUUUUUGAAAUUGGUUCAUUAAUUGCUGCACUUAGUAAUUCUAUGGAUAUGCUUAUAGCAGCCCGUUGUGUACAAGGUUUAGGUGGUGGAGCAGUACAGCUGACAGUGUUGAUCAUCUUGACGGAAGUCGUUCCUAUCACUAAAAGAUCUUUAGUUUUUGCUUUUAUAAGUUUGACUUGGAGUGUUUCAUCAGUUCUUGGGCCAGUGAUUGGAGGGGCUUUGUCUAAAGUUACUUGGAGAUGGUGUUUUUUUAUUAAUUUACCUAUUGGAGGAGUAGCAUUUGUGCUUUUGAUAUUUUUUUUCAAUCCUCCAAAAAUUUCUGGAAAUUUUAGAGAAAAAAUUAACAAGAUUGAUUUCGUGGGAACUUUUUUUUUGACUUCUGGAUUAAUAUUAGUAUUAUUAGCAUUAACCUUUGGAGGUAUUGAAUUUGCUUGGAAUUCACCUGCUAUAAUUUGUUUAUUUGUUAUUGGUGGAGUUUUAUUAAUUUGUUUUGGGAUAUGGAAUUUUAGGUAUUCACAAAAUCAAAUCAUAUAUACUGAGUUUAUUAAAUCACCAGCUAUAAUGAUGGCAGUUAUUAGUGCUGCUUUUAAUUUUGGAUUUUUUAUUAGUAAUUUAACUUAUUUAGCUAUUUAUUUCCAAGUGGUGCAUCAUGCUAGUCCAUUACAAUCUGGGAUUGAUUUAUUACCCUUGGUGAUUACUGUUGCUGUUGCAUCUAUGUGUAAUUCGUUUUUUAUAAAUUUUACAAGAAGAGUUAAAUGGACAAUGAUAUUAUCUGGAGUUUUAGCACCAGUGGGGACUGGAUUGUUUUUGUUAUUAGAUAAACAAUCAAGUUUGGGUGUUAGAUUUGGAAUCUUAAUUGUGUUGGGUAUUUCAAUUGGGUUACAAUUUCAAAGUUCAUUGUUGAGUGCUCAAUUAGGUGCACCAAAAGACAAACCAGGUGCUCUCAUUAUGGUUACUGUAUUUGUUAAUUUUAUGAGAAAUGUUGCAUCAACUAUUACUGUUACUAUAGGUCAAUUGUUGUAUCAAUUAACUGGAACUGCAUAUUUACAAAAUUUACAACGAAAAAUUACCAACAAUUUUGAUGGAUAUAAUGAAUUAAAGAAUAUUCCACCAAAGGUAUUGAUAUCAAAUCCAAGGACAAUUAAUGAGUUACCACCACAAGCUGAGUCAUUAGUGUUGGAUCAAAUAAUGAAAGCUUUGAAAAAUGUAUUUUAUUUCGGUUUAGCAUUGGCUGUUGUUUGUUUCGUUACCUCUUUAUUUACAACUACCAAAAAGAUACCGAAGAAGCAAGAUUCAAAACCGCAAGAGGAAAAAGAUGAAGCCGAGAAGAAGAAUGGAGUCGAAGAAGUAGAGCUGAGCAAUAAUGAAGGGAGAUUACCAGAGAACGAGAAGACAGUAUUAAAAAAUAAAACAACAACUUAA
Molecule: messenger RNA, 1848 nt
Organism: Lodderomyces jiufengensis
Lineage: Eukaryota; Fungi; Ascomycota; Pichiomycetes; Serinales; Debaryomycetaceae
Gene: SGE1
Product: Sge1p
Exons: 1
Coding region: 1-1848 (615 amino acids)
Biological process (GO): transmembrane transport
Cellular component (GO): membrane
Molecular function (GO): transmembrane transporter activity
Source: RefSeq, a predicted model, not a curated record